AUGCGCAUCUCCAAGUAUGUGCCGUUCCUCGAGGCCAUCUUGCCGCUCGCGCUCGCUCAGUACAGCACACCUCCGCCGCCUACCAAUUCCACCUGCUCCGUAGACGCCUACCAAUGCUCCGGUAACACUUUCCAGAAGUGCGCCGCCGACGGAAUUUGGCAGGACAUUGCGAAGUGCAGCAUGGUAGCACGCUGCUCUGCACAAUACUCUGUCACCGCGGGCCGUGGUGGCUGCUUGCCCGACGCCAACGUCAGCAACAGCGCGAAGCAUUGCUCAGUCAUCGACGAGCGCCGCUGCGACACCAACAACAACCUGCAGGAGUGUGCCGAUAAUGGACAGUGGGGCACGAUCAAGAACUGCACCAAGACUGCUCUGUGCUCUGCGGAGAAGACUGCCACGGACCAUGGAGGUUGUUAUCCCAUUGAAGACGACCACAAGCUCGUCCAUACUGAGUGCUUCGAGGUUGGUAUUCAUCGGUGCUCCAACGGCAAGAACAGUCUCGAGACCUGUGGCGACGAUGGGAACUGGAAGACAGUCAAGCAAUGUAAGGAGGGCGAGACCUGCAAGAUCAACAGCAAGUUCUUCGACGGCGGCCAGUGCCUUCCGCCAUCGCCUGUUUCUCCUAGCGAGCCCUCUCCCGGCCCUCCAAAGGACACUGAUGGCGAGAAGUGUUCCGAGCUCAACGCGUACCGCUGCAACAACAAUGUGCUAGAGAACUGCGGCAACACUGGCCACUGGCCCAUCCAUCAGUGGAAGGAAGUCAAGUCAUGCCUGAAAAGCGAGACGUGCAUGGUCAGCAACCAGUACAUAAAAGGCACGUGCGUGCCUUCAUACGUUCCCAGCAACCCAUAUCCUGCACCUCCCGCGGAGCCUUCGCCCGCCCCUCCCAAGGAAUCCUCGCCUACUCUUCCCGUAGAGCCCUCUCCCACUCCCCCCAAGGAUACCAAUGGCGAGAAGUGUCCUAAGAUCAACGCGUACCGCUGCAACAACAACAUCCUCGAGAAGUGCGACAACACCGGCCACUGGCCCACCGGAUACUGGAAGAAAGUGAAGUCAUGCCUGGAGAGCGAGAUGUGCAUAGUCAAAGAACAGUUUUUUGGGUGCUUGCCAUCGUACGUUCCCAGCAAUCCCUACCCAACUCCUCCCGCGGACCCAGCUCCUGGCCCUCCCAAGGAGUCCUCGUCUACUACUUCCACGCCUACUCUUCCUACGCCUACUCCCCCCAAGGAAUCCUCGCCUGCCCCUCCCAUGGACGACGAGCGAUGCCAAAACACACAGGCCCGCUGCAACGAGAACAUGAUUCAAACUUGUGAUGGGGAGUUUUGGAGCGCGGGUUCGAGCUGUGGCAAGGAUAACGUCUGUAUUGAGAACUGUGGCCGCAAGAUGUGCAGGCCUUACUGCAUGAACAGGGAAGAGUACUACACUGUGGUCGGCGACAGCAACAACUCUUCGACUACCGAUGCUGCGCCUGUGGUCGAGCGCUCCGAGCUCGAGGCCUGCGAUCGGCCUGGGCUUGAGCGUUGCAUGUACGAUGCGCCUGUUCGUACGCAGUCGUGUACUAAUGGCACUUGGGUCGACAAAGAGGUUUGCCCUGAGGAUACAAUCUGCUGGGCUGACAACGAUGGAGACGAGACUGCUGAAUGCGCACCGAUGCCUGAAAUUCCACCGCAGGUCAACAAGACGCGCUCCGAGUCCUGUGAUCGUCCUGGCCUCGAGCGCUGCAUGUACGACACUCCCAUUAGAACCCAGUCAUGCACGAACGGCACGUGGACCGAUAAGAAGAUCUGCCCUGCUAACACCAUCUGCUGGGCUGAUAACGAUGGUGAUGAGACCGCCGAAUGCGUCCCGAGUCCCGGCCUCCCACCGCAAGCCAUGAAUGCGCGCCCCAAGACCGAGUCGUGUGAUCGUCUCGGUCUCGAGCGUUGCAUGUACGACACUCCCGUCCGCACCCAGUCAUGUACCAAUGGCACCUGGACCGACAAGGAGAUCUGCCCCGAGAUGACCCUGCUGAAUGCCUACAAGAAGCCCGGCCUCCCACCGUACGUGCGCUCUGCUUCACUCUCGGCUCGUAGCGACUGGCCCACCGAGCCUUGUCGUCCUGGCCAUUUCAACUGCGACUCCGACCGCUACAGCCUGCUUCUCUGCCGCGCGGACAAGAAGUGGCAUUUCAGCAAGAAGUGCCUUACACCAGGAGACUGCAUGGUCGACGGCCCAGGUCAAGCUCACUGCGAAAGCGGCGAGAUGGAUCCACCCAAGGCCAAGCGCUCUGAAUGCAAUUCGGGCGACCGGGCUUGCGACAAAGACCGUCGGUUCCUAUUCACGUGCAACGACAGCGGUAACUGGGACGAAGCUUUCCAGUGCUUCCGCGAGGGGUACUGUCGGCCUGACGCCACUUCGCCAUUGACUUGUGCAGGCUGGCCGUUGUUUGACGACAAUGACGGCGCGUGCAAGUCUGCUUGCGAGGGUCUAUAUUAUCUGUACUGUAUUGGUGUAAGUUCCCGAAGUGUGUUUGGUUGA
This is a messenger RNA of Parastagonospora nodorum SN15, 2517 nucleotides long. RefSeq lists its product as hypothetical. Bases 1 to 2517 code for a protein of 838 amino acids. The record is from RefSeq and is a predicted model, not a curated record. The transcript is spliced from 2 exons. Lineage: Eukaryota; Fungi; Ascomycota; Dothideomycetes; Pleosporales; Phaeosphaeriaceae.